This is a messenger RNA of Aspergillus japonicus CBS 114.51, 849 nucleotides long. RefSeq lists its product as uncharacterized. The record is from RefSeq and is a predicted model, not a curated record. The coding region runs from base 1 to 849 and encodes 282 amino acids. The transcript has a single exon. Gene Ontology annotation, molecular function: protein binding. Lineage: Eukaryota; Fungi; Ascomycota; Eurotiomycetes; Eurotiales; Aspergillaceae.
AUGCCUACUCAGAGGAGAAGCAAACGUUUCCACAACUCCGAAAAUGAGAUGCCCCGCCCCAUAAGAAUGCCCGAUGUAUUCCUUGUUCCCGAAAUUUUGGAAGCUAUUCUCUUGGGUCUGGACAUGCACACAUUGCUGAUUUCAGCUCGGGUGUGUGGUACAUGGAAUGCCUGCAUCAAAAGCUCUCGUAGGAUCCAGCAAGCCCUGUUCUACGUUCCCAUCGACGCAGAUAGCACAAGGACCCGUCGGAAAUCAAGGAAGAACCCUCUUGUGGUGGACAAGAUAUGGUCCGAAUUCAUCUAUACAGAACUAAACUCGCGGGUGAGACAUGGUGCAUGGUUUUGCCCUCAUACUGCCUCGGACAAAAAAGAAAGAGCGUACCUGCGCCCCGAGGCAAGCUGGCGGCGGAUGCUUCUUCAACAACCUCCAACCUCGAUCGUCCGCUUCUGGAACCCCGAGUGCCUCUGGGGCCCCUAUUGGCAUCAUCUUCCCAAAGACCAGAUGGUCAAAACUGGGGCGGAGUGGAGGCCGGAAGGAGACUAUCUCCGCAUGGAGAACGUCGCAUUUGAGAUCGACACGGGAGCAAUUUCAGCAGGUCCACUGCCUUUCCUAUGCUGGGCAGAUGCCACGGCUCUAGGGAAGGCCACGCGCAAGUCCAAGCGCCGCAAGCAGUUACGCCGCGAUCAUACCCUCAAACGCUAUCUUCGCAAGUUCGAUCUCACCAUCAACACGGAAUGUCCUGAGUUCUGGCCGUGGGUCUGGAUUGAGAACCAUCCGGUACCAAUAAGAGAUUUUCGUCAGUGGUGUGACACAGAGGAUGUCAAGUUGUUGAUAGCCGAUCCACGUUAG